Spodoptera exigua (beet armyworm) is the source of this 1547-nucleotide messenger RNA. The record is from the annotation of a GenBank genome assembly. NCBI's taxonomy places the organism in Eukaryota, Metazoa, Arthropoda, Insecta, Lepidoptera, Noctuidae.
AUAAUAUCGUCAAUAUUUUUAGUUCAGUUGCAAGCGUUGCUAGGAGUACACGUAAAAUGGCUAAAAAAACUAAAAAGAAAGAAGGAGAUGUCGUUAAAGACAUAAAAAAUAAAAAAAGUGUUGGAAAAGUUGAAGUGAAAGAAAAUAAUAAUGUUUUGACCCUUGCAUCUUUCGUGUCUCUAGUUGCAUUUGCAGUUCUGUGCAUGAUUGUAUACAAUAUCUAUACAGAUGUAGUUCAUGUGCCAGAAAUGCCUACAUUUGACUUAAAUAAAUUCUGGGGGCCAAAUGCUACGGAACCUCAAGACACGUCUAUAAGACCUUAUCGGAUUGUGUUUAGUGAUGCUAUGAAUUUAGAGAUACGUGGCCUCUUUGAGAUGUACAGAAGGAACGAGAUGAAGAAAAGUUUCAACGACACUGCAUGGACUUACGGUGUGCAUUCAGAAGCAUUCUCAAAAAUAUUCAAUUACUGGAUCUUUCAAUACGACUUCGCGAAAAGAGAAAGAUUUUUGAACCAAUUCAAACAAUAUAAGACCAAGAUACAGGGGUUGGAUAUUCAUUACAUUCAUGUUAAGCCUGAAGUAGAAGUUAAUGUUAUGGUUCUACCAUUGUUACUCCUGCAUGGAUGGCCUGGGUCUAUCAGGGAGUUCUACGAAGCGAUACCACUGUUGACUACUGAGAGACCGGGAUACAAAUUCGUUUUUGAGGUCAUAGUUCCUAGUUUGCCUGGAUUCGGAUUCUCGCAGGCUCCAGUCCGUCCGGGCUUAUCUCCGCAUCAAAUAGCAAUUAUAAUGAGGAACUUGAUGCAAAGGCUUGGUCACAAACAUUAUUACGUCCAAGGUGGGAAUUUUGGACACAUAAUUGGAUCCCAUAUGGCCACUCUAUUCCCUAAAGAAGUGGUUGGAUUUCACACUAAUUUCCCUGUCAACUUUUCAAAGUAUGCGCAAUGGGUUUGGGUACUGGGAAGCGUUUGGCCAAAGUUUGUCGCCAACGAGAAUGUGGAUCGCAUGUAUCCUUUGGGCAAAAAAGUGAACUUUUAUUUGGAAGAAUUUGGGUUUCUGCAUCUGCAAGGGACUAAGCCGGAUACGAUUGGUAUUGCUCUCCAAGAUUCGCCAGUUGGUCUUGCCAGCUACAUCCUAGAUAGGGUCAUGAUCUUCACAGACCCAGCCAACAAGCUGGAUCCUGACGGUGGCAUGCAAAAGUACUACAACUACGACCAACUUCUGGACAAUAUCAUGCUGUACUGGAUCUCUGGAAGUAUCACAACUUCUAUGAGGAUUUAUAAGGAGAUUUUUGAAGAUAGCGAUAUGGAAAAGAUGAUUGAACGAAUUCCAACUUCAGUGCCAACAUGGGGAGCUCGAUUCAAGAACGAUCUGGCGUAUUCUCCAGACUUCCUACUAAAAUGGAAGUAUCCCAACUUGUUAGGAACUUCGAAUUACAACGUUGGAGGACAUUUGGCAGCUUUCGAGAGGCCUAAAGAGUUCAGUGACAGCGUUUUCGAAGGCGUCAAAUCGUUUUUGGCAUUCUCAAAAUAAACGUUUUUUUAUUUU